GAAGGGUUCAUCUUAGUCUAAUGCUUAAUGUUUACAGGGUAGACGAAAUAAUUCAGCUGUUGAAAGAUGUUCUGUUUUAGAUUUAAGUGUCAGAAGUUUUGGGCCUGGAAGCAACAAUUCAGACCUCAGCUCUCUCAGCGAACAAGAACACCAUGGACAUCAACCUGAAGGGUCUGGCUCAAAACAACAAUGGUUCUGCAGCAGCCGCCCUCUUGGUGUUAAACGGGAUGGAGAGCCUCCUCAGUCAUGAGUACUUUGAAACAGAAAACAUGACAGAGAUGUACUCUGAUGUCAUCACGGCGACCUUUCCCUCCGUGAAUAACACCAACCUCACCGAGCCGGUCAACUUCACCACCGCUCACAAGAAGACGGUGCCAGACUCUGGUUUGAUGACGUGUGUGUACUGGGAGGACAAAACAGAAGACACAGGAGGAAGAGAAGGAGGAGAAAACAGCAAGAUGAUGCGUUGGUCAGUGGAGGGCUGUCAUGUUUCAUACACCAAUGAAAACUUCACCGUGUGCAGCUGCUCUCAUCUCUCCACGUUUGCCCUCAUCAUGCAGAUAGGGGAAGUAUCAGAGAUCUGGUAA
Notolabrus celidotus (New Zealand spotty) is the source of this 587-nucleotide messenger RNA. Its product is annotated as adhesion G protein-coupled receptor E3-like. Bases 153 to 587 code for a protein of 144 amino acids. The record is from RefSeq and is a predicted model, not a curated record. NCBI's taxonomy places the organism in Eukaryota, Metazoa, Chordata, Actinopteri, Labriformes, Labridae. The transcript has 4 exons. Gene Ontology annotation, biological process: adenylate cyclase-activating G protein-coupled receptor signaling pathway. Gene Ontology annotation, molecular function: G protein-coupled receptor activity.